CAGCCAGGGGGACGCGAGAGCGGCUGCACUUUCCUGUCCUCCCACCGAGGAGAGCGGAGGAGCAGCGGGCAGUGGCCUGGCGAGUUUCCCCGGAGAGGAGCCGGAUUCCGGUGCAGGGACGGAGCGAGGAGUCAGAGCAGGGUGAGGUAAAAAUGGAAGAGCAGGGACCGAGGAGACCCAUUCAAAGGGAGAGCCUGGAGUGCAAAGGAAAAAGAUCUCCUGCAGGCCAAGUUGAGACAUUCAUGGAUCUUCUGCCUCAGGCAGAUUUAUGUCAAAUUAAGCAUGAGCCAGAGGAGGAGGAGCCGCAGCAGCACUGGGAUGCCCAGUGGCAGGAUUUCCUGAAGACGAUGCAACCCCCUCGUUCAAGCUGGGAAACCCCACAGGCUCCCAGUCCUCCCCACUCCGGGGAUGGUGUCCUCCUGGCCUCCUUCAGGGGAGCUGCAGAUGACAGCCGGUGGCCCAGCGGGAGAGCAGGGGGGACACACCAGACCCUGCUCCCAGACACUGAGGGGCUUCUGGGAAAGGAUUUGUGGCCUAUGGAAGAUGUGGUUAUUAAGUCCCCAAAGUCUGAGCAGGAUCCCUUGGACACAAAUAAUAUCCAUCCCUCUGCAAAGGCUGAAGGAGAGAAUGAAGAAGAGGCCAACUUUCUAGAUCAGAAUUUUAUGGAGCCAUCUGUGAAUUCAUUGGAAAGAACAAAGAAACAGUUUAAAUGCAUGGAAAGUGACAUGUGCUUUAGCCACAGUGGAAGUCUGAAGAUACAUCAACGAACUCACAUGGGGGAGAAACCAUUUGAAUGUAUUGAUUGUGGAAAGAGCUUCAGUACAAGUGGAUCACUUAAAAUACAUCAGCGAACUCACACAGGGGAGAAACCAUUUAAAUGUAUUGAAUGUGGAAAAAGCUUCAGUGAUAGUGGAACACUUAGAAGACAUCAACAAACUCACACAGGUGAGAAACCAUUUGAAUGUGGAAAAAGCUUUAGUCUAUAUGGAAACUUUAAAAGUCAUCAACAAACUCACACAGGGGAGAAACCAUUUAAUUGUAUGGAGUGUGGAAAGAGUUUCAGUCAAAGUGGAAAUCUUAGAAUACAUGAACGAACUCACACAGGAGAGAAACCAUUUAAAUGUAUUGAAUGUGGAAAGAGCUUCAGUCAAAGUGGAGCACUUAGAAUGCAUCAACAAACUCACACAGGGGAGAAACCAUUUAAAUGUAUUGAAUGUGGAAAGAGCUUCAAUCAAAGUGGAGCACUUAGAAUACAUCAACAAACUCACACAGGGGAGAAACCAUUUAAAUGUAUUGAAUGUGGAAAGAGCUUCAGUAAAAAUGAAGCACUUAGAGUACAUCAACGAACUCACACAGGGGAGAAACCAUUUAAAUGUAUUGAAUGUGGGAAUAGCUUCAGUAAAAAUGAAGCACUUAGAGUACAUCAACGAACUCACACAGGGGAGAAACCAUUUAAAUGUAUAGAAUGUGGAAAGAGCUUCAAUCAAAAUGGAGCACUUAGAAUACAUCAACAAACUCACACAGGGGAGAAACCAUUUAAAUGUAUUGAAUGUGGAAAGAGCUUCAGUCAAAGUGGAGCACUUAGAAUACAUCAACGAAGUCACACAGGGGAUGAACCAUUUAAAUGUAUUGAAUGUGGAAAGAGCUCAAGGGAUAGUUGGACACUUAGAAUACAUCAACGAACUCACACAGGAGAGAAACCAUUUGAAUGUAUUGAAUGUGGAAAGAGCUUCAGUACAAGUGGAUCACUUAAAAUACACCAGCGAACUCACACAGGGGAGAAACCAUUUGAAUGUAUUGAAUGUGGAAAGAGCUUCAGUGUAAGUGGAUCACUUAAAAUACAUCAACGAACUCACAUGGGGGAGAAACCAUUUGAAUGUAUGGAAUGUGGAAAGAGCUUCAGUGAAAGUGAAACACUUAGAAAACAUAAAGAAACUCACACAGGUGAGAAAUCAUUUAAAUGUAUUGAAUGUGGAAAGAGCUUCAGUCAAAGUGGACACCUUAGAAGACAUCAACGAACUCACACAGGGGAGAAACCAUUUGAAUGUAUGGAAUGUGGAAAGAGCUUCAGUGAAAAUGGAGACCUUAGAAUACAUCAACGAACUCAUACAGGAGAGAAACCAUUUGAAUGUAUUGAAUGUGGAAAGAGCUUCAGUAUAAAUAGAGACCUUAGAAUACAUCAACGAACUCACACAGGGGAGAAACCAUUUGAAUGUAUUGAAUGUGGAAAGAGCUUCAGUAGAACUGGAUCACUUAGAAUGCAUCAGCGAACUCACACAGGGGAGAAACCAUUUAAAUGUAUUGAAUGUGGAAAAAGCUUCAGUAGAACUGGAUCACUUAGAAGACAUCAGCGAACUCACACAGGGGAGAAACCAUUUAAAUGUAUUGAAUGUGGAAAGAGCUUCAGUAUAAAUAGAGACCUUAGAAUACAUCAACGAACUCACACAGGGGAGAAACCAUUUGAAUGUAUUGAAUGUGGAAAGAGCUUCAGUAGAACUGGAUCACUUAGAAUACACCAGCGAAAUCACACAGGGGAGAAACCAUUUAAAUGUAUUGAAUGUGGAAAGAGCUUCAGUCAAAGUGGAGCACUUAGAAAACAUCAAACUCACACAGGGGAGAAACCAUUUGAAUGUAUUGAAUGUGGAAAGAGCUUCAGUAACAAUGGAGCACUUAGAAAACAUCAGCAAACUCACACAGGGGAGAAACCAUUUAAAUGUAUUGAAUGUGGAAAGAGCUUCAGUAACAAUGGAGCACUUAGAAAACAUCAGCAAACUCACACAGGGGAGAAACCAUUUGAAUGUAUUGAAUGUGGAAAGAGCUUCAGUCAAAAUGGACACCUUAGAAAACAUCAGCAAACACACAGUAUGAAACCUACAGAUGUAUUGAAUGUGGAAAGGGCUUCAGAGGGAGUGGAGACCUUAAUAUUCGUUAGCAAAUUCACACAGGGGGAACCCAUAUAAAUAUAUGGAGUGUUUAACUCAGGGUUCACUUACAUCAAUAAACUCAUAAAGGGGGAAAUCAGUUGUAAAUGCAUGGAAUGAGGAAUCUGUUGAGUUUUAAGUUCCGCCCUUCACUGUCAAAAUGAUAGGCUGCCCAGGAUUUUGGGUAUAAUGUCGUAAUGGAGCAAUAGGAAAGACUGUGUGGGGUGGAUUUGUUAAUGUAUAGCUUGGUUGAGCAAGAAUUUUUGUGGCUAGAAAUUGGAAAAGUAAAAAUAUACCCAGCAUAACGGAUUGGCAAACCUUAAUGUUAGAGUACCUACAGUUGGUAAAAUCAAUGGGAAGAAUAAGAGGACAAACGAAACAAAUAACGCAGAAGGAAUGGAGGAUGUUUAAAGAAUAUUUAUCUCAAAUCCUAAUAGCAGAUCUAAGCUGAACCUGGUAUAAACAAUAACAAAGAAAGAGGGGGGGGGAGAAAGAAAGAAAGAAAUGAAAUAGCAAGUAGAUAGUUACAACUGUGCGAUAAAAUAAUGAAAUCAUAUAAACUACAGAGAGAGUAAUUGAAAAUGGUUUUUUUGUUGUUGAUGUAUUUUUCUUUUUUUAAUCCUUCUCUUUUUUCCUUUUGAUUGUAUUUUUUUGUAUAAAUAUAUGUUGUGAAAGGUGUAAGUAAGGUGCAAAGUAUAUAUGCCGUAUUUUAAACUAUUAAAACAAUAAAGAAUUUAUUUUAAAAAUAUAAAAAAUGAUGGGCUGCCCUUGUCUUGUGAAUCAGCAUUCCAGAUGCUCAUUACUUGAACUUUGCAUAAUCCAUUGAAGACCUUUUUACUGAUAGCAUUUUCCAGCUGAAUGUAAAGGUCUCUGUGUUAAAUGUUAAUUUGGGUUCCUUUUAAAACUCAUCUCCUAUUUUCUGUGCUUGUUUUGAGCUUUUUAUAUUAAAUAUUUUCUGCAUUGGCUUUUGACCUGUGGAAGGUGACCUGUGAGGGUGUUUUUUGUGCUUCUUAGUUCACAUAAAUAUUUUAAAGGAAUGUGUGAAAGAAUUAGGGCUAGGGACUGAGGAGUGGGGGGCAUAAUAGUUGUGAAUGCAGGAGUUGGAGAGGGAGAGAAGAGAACUUCAGUCAGGGCUGUGGCUAAAGGCCUUGGUCCAGCUUUUCUGGGAAUUGUAGUCUCAGGGUUUCCAAUUGUAUGUGGCUGAGGAGGCUCAGAAACGUAUGAGAGGGUCCUCCCAGAACCACAGUUCCCAGAGUUUGUGGGAAAUGAAGAUGACUGCCAAGUCUCUGGACAGAGGUUGGCAACCUAAGGUCAGUGGGCCAGUUCCGGCCAGAAUGGGUUUUGUAUCCGGCCCACGGACAGUCCAGAAAUCGCCACAUGGUUCUGAUUCAUAUCAUUUGGGCUGCACCAUUUUUUCCCUCUCUCUACCUGACAGUGACGCCUCCUCCCUCCCUCCUCCUGGCUUCUGGCUUCUCCCCGCCCUGCAGAGGAAGGGGGCUAGUCAUUGAUUGGUGCCAGCUGCAUUGUUUCCCUCUGAUUGGUUGCAGCUUUCUUUCCUCCUCCCUCCCCCCUUCUCCUAGAGCCAAGAGGAAGGGGCCUGGGCUUUGUUUGUGCCAGCGUGAUUGCUUAAUAGCGGCCAUUUAAAGCUGCUCGUCCCUCCCCUGCUCACUGCUCCUUUUGCCACCACCACCAAAGCGGGGCCCGAGAGCCCCAAGAGUGAGCAGGGUGGCAGACGUGGGUACUAUUGGUGUGUUCACUUCCUCCAUUGCACAAAGCUUCUAGAUCCGGCGGACUCUGAGCGAUCAAUUUCUCCUUAAAAAAGAAGAAAUUUGGACAAUUUGGAUACCGUGAGUAAAAAGGAUAAAUUUUAAAGUUGAUCAGGACUUUAAUUCGGUCAAGGAAGAGAUUCUAAAAAGGAGAUCAGUCCUUUUCCGCUGUGGCAAAGUGAAAGCAAUUGAACGUUUACUGCAGCCGGGAGAGAAAUAUUUUACUGCUAAACUUCAAAAUUCUGAACUUUAAAAAUCCCCCCUGAGGCAGGGUUAGGGGGCAAGAGAUAAAAUUGAUGUAGAACCUGCGAUAACAGGAAUUUUUUUUUACAAUUUUUUCUCUCUCUGGAAGUGGAGACCAGGUCAGAGCAGCUAGACUCCAUUGUGACCUCAUAAUAGAGAGGAUACUUUUAACUUUUGUUUUCCUAUUUGGAGCUUUAGAAGUUACUGUAGCGUCUGAACUGCUAUAAUUGGAUUACAAUUUUACUAUAUUGCAACAUAUAAACCUGUUCUUCUGUUUGGAAACAUAAAUUGCCUUCUCAGGCACAGAAAAUACAUUUAAACUGUCUGCUUAGACUGAUGCUGUUGUAUUACUUCCAGCUAUCUGUUGCUGGCUGUUUGCUAUAUAAUGGCUUGACCUUGAAACUCUCAGCUGCCAGCUGCUGUUUUUGUUAUGGCUGCAGAACCAACUCCAAGUGUAAAACAAAAAAUAGCAACAAGGAGGGCCUCCAGAGAUCAGUCAUUUGAAGAACAAGUUUUAUGAAUUUUGGGAGAAAUUAGAAAAGAAGUCCUUAGAAAGCACUGGGCCUUAGAAAGCACUGCUAAUAACAAGGCCAGUGGAAGUGAUGAUAUUCCAGCUGAACUAUUUAAAAUUUUAAAAGAUGAUGCUGUUAAGGUGCUACACCCAAUAUGCCAGCAAGUUUGGAAAACUCAGCAAUGGCCAGAGGAUUGGAGAAGAUCAGUCUACAUCCCAAUUCCAAAGAAGGGCAGUGCCAAAGAAUGCUCCAACUACCGCACAAUUGCGUUCAUUUCACACGCUAGCAAGGUUAUGCUUAAAAUUAUACAAGGCAGGCUUAAGCAGUAUGUGGACCGAGAACUCCCAGAAGUGCAAGCUGGAUUUCGAAAAGGCAGAGGAACCAGAGACCAAAUAGCAAACAUGCGCUGGAUUAUGGAGAAAGCUAGAGAGUUCCAGAAAAACGUCUACUUCUGCUUCAUUGACUAUGCAAAAGCCUUUGACUGUGUCGACCACAGCAAACUACGGCAAGUUCUUAAAGAAAUGGGAGUGCCUGAUCACCUCAUCUGUCUCCUGAGAAAUCUCUAUGUGGGACAAGAAGCUACAGUCAGAACUGGAUAUGGAACAACUGAGUGGUUCAAAAUUGGGAAAGGAGUACGACAAGGUUGUAUAUUGUCUCCCUGCUUAUUUAACUUAUAUGCAGAAUUCAUCAUGCGAAAGGCUGGACUAGAUGAAUCCCAAGCCGGAAUUAAGAUUGCUGGAAGAAAUAUCAACAACC
Zootoca vivipara (common lizard) is the source of this 6198-nucleotide messenger RNA. RefSeq lists its product as uncharacterized. Lineage: Eukaryota; Metazoa; Chordata; Lepidosauria; Squamata; Lacertidae. The record is from RefSeq and is a predicted model, not a curated record. Gene Ontology annotation, molecular function: RNA polymerase II cis-regulatory region sequence-specific DNA binding; DNA-binding transcription factor activity, RNA polymerase II-specific. Gene Ontology annotation, biological process: regulation of transcription by RNA polymerase II; embryo development. Gene Ontology annotation, cellular component: nucleus.